CAGUGGUGUCAAAGUUCACUAUAUAGAGAGCUCAGUGAGCUGAUCGGAGAGACACCACUCUGCCAGCCCUUUCCUACAAAUCGCAGUCACUUCCUACCCCCCCUCUUUAGCAUAUUUGAUCACUUUGAUUCCCGGCUCCUGCCUUUUAUUCCAAGGCUUAUUCUGCAUGAAGGAUGUCCAGCAGCCUGUGAACUGCUCCUCUUUUUUAUCACUAUCAUUAUUAUUAUUGUUGUUGUUUGCUGCUGGGGCUGGAGAGUGCUUCAUGCUCAGAGGAAGCAGGGAACUGAGCAAGCCCUGCUGGAGAGAGAGACUCCCUUACUGGCUGCCAGCGCUGGAGGAGAAGAAGAAGAAGAGCAGGUCUCCCCCCUGUAAUCCUUAACCCUUCGCCUGUUCUCCAUGGCUUUCCUGAAUGGCUGACUGUGAUCUUCCCAGGACCUGGCCCCCAGCACUCAGCCCGCACCUCAGCCACAGAGAGACCCCCCCAAGCCUGCUCCUGCACAAGACCCCUAAACACACUCUGCUACUCCUCUGACUGUUUGCUGCUUGUUCAUCGUUUCUUUUUCCUUUUUUUUUUUUUUUUCUGUGUGUUAUUCCCUGAGACCCCCCCUUUUUCAUAUAUUAAAGCUGCUUGACUGAUCCCACCAGCACUAUAAGAAGAAGAAGAGGGAGAAGCAGAGUGGAAACGGUCUCCCAUUAGAUAUGGCAAUGGUAGUGGGUGCGUGGCGAGACCCUCAGGACGAUGUGCCAGGAACUCAACCUUCACAGCCACCCCCAGUGCAAGGACCAACAGGGGCCCCGCACACCCCGCAGACCCCGGGGCAAGGAGUGCCCUCUUCUACCCCUGCCCAGUCCAACCCGUCCAGCCAGUCCAGCCAGAGCCAAGGGGACAAGCAGCAACAGCAGCAGCACAUUGAGUGCGUGGUGUGUGGGGACAAGUCCAGCGGCAAGCACUAUGGCCAGUUCACCUGCGAGGGCUGCAAGAGCUUCUUCAAGAGGAGUGUAAGGAGAAACCUGAGUUACACUUGUCGUGCCAACAGGAACUGCCCCAUAGACCAGCACCACCGCAAUCAGUGCCAGUACUGUCGCCUCAAAAAAUGCCUCAAAGUUGGCAUGAGACGGGAAGUUUCUUCUCUAUUUACUGCAGCCGUACAGAGGGGCAGAAUGCCACCCACACAGCCUACUCAUGGCCAGUUCGCCUUGACAAAUGGGGACCCUCUCAACUGCCAUUCCUACCUAUCCGGAUAUAUAUCCCUUCUGCUGAGGGCAGAGCCCUACCCGACCUCUAGAUUUGGUAGCCAAUGCAUGCAACCCAACAACAUUAUGGGCAUCGAGAACAUUUGUGAACUGGCAGCCAGGAUGCUCUUCAGUGCUGUGGAGUGGGCACGGAAUAUCCCCUUCUUCCCAGACCUGCAGAUCACAGACCAGGUGGCACUGCUCAGGCUAACCUGGAGUGAGUUGUUUGUGCUUAAUGCUGCCCAGUGCUCAAUGCCCCUCCAUGUCGCCCCUCUCCUGGCCGCUGCUGGGCUCCACGCUUCCCCCAUGUCCGCGGACAGAGUGGUGGCCUUUAUGGACCACAUAAGAAUCUUCCAAGAGCAAGUAGAGAAACUAAAGGCAUUACACGUGGACUCAGCAGAAUAUAGUUGUUUAAAAGCUAUAGUGCUCUUCACUUCAGAUGCCUGUGGUCUGUCUGAUGUGGCUCAUGUGGAAAGUUUGCAGGAGAAGUCACAAUGUGCAUUGGAAGAAUAUGUUAGAAGCCAGUACCCCAACCAGCCGACAAGAUUUGGCAAACUUUUACUCCGUCUACCAUCCCUCCGCACUGUGUCCUCUUCUGUCAUAGAGCAAUUGUUUUUCGUCCGUUUGGUAGGUAAAACCCCUAUAGAAACGCUCAUUAGAGAUAUGUUACUCUCUGGAAGCAGUUUCAAUUGGCCCUAUAUGUCCAUACAAUAAAAAAAAAAAAACAACAACAACAACACAGUAUUGAAGGGGAAAAUGGAGGGCAAAACAAAAGACUCUGGGGUAUGUUUGCUUAAAACUCCUUCUGUUAAGGCUGUUACAAGUUUACUUAAAGAAGUGGGAAGAAUUUAUUGGACUGUGAAUUAAAAAAAAAAAAAGACUUAUCUAUGAACACUCUUACAGAAUGCAUUUAAACCUGUCUCGUUCAGAACAACUUGCUACGUAUCACUUUUUUUUAAAGAAAGUAAAAAACAAACAAACAAAAAAACAGGAAAUUUUUGUCUUUUUUUGUAACCUUUUAAAAUAUCGCUUAAAAAAAAGUGCAUUUAUGGAGAUGAGGAGAAAAUUAGCAAAGAGAGAGAGAGAGAGAGAGAGAGAGAGAGAGAGAGAGAAAGUAAGUUCUUUUUUUUUUCCAAAUUAUAAAUUGUCCUGUGUCUAUGUAUCUAUUAGCUGUUUCUUUUCCUUUUUGUAUUUUCCUGGUUCCAAACCAGUUUAUUCUGUGGUUCUAUAAUAUUUUUUUUUUAAUAAAUAUAUAUAUAUAUAUUCUUGACUUAAGAAAAAAAAUGUAUCCUUAAAAUUUAUAUGUUCUGUAAGAAUUAAAACAGAUUCCACAAGAAUGUCAUAGGAAAAAAUGGAACUUAAAAAUUAAUAAAUGGAGUUGAGUUGGAAGGGCACUUAUAAGUGAUGAGCCUAAAUUAAUUAUUGAACUCGAGACCUGUAAUUAUUUACCCAUUUGAACCACAUAUGUUUCUUCACUAAACAAGACAGAUUUUUUUUAUAUUAUUAUUAUUAUAAUAAUUAUUAUUAUAAUUAUUUUAUUUUUCACAAAUUAGGCAAGCUGUGGGGAUGAAGCGGAGGGAACGCUGUGUCUAAGAUACAGCAGUUUAGUUAAGUACAUUUUUAGGGCAAAUGUGUUCCAUGCAGUAUUCUCAAACUGUUCUGAAGCUCCUAUUACUGUUUGUAUAUUUGCAAUUCCCUUUGUAUUAUAAUUGUUGAUAUUUCCAUUUUUUUUUUUUAAAGAAAAAAGACAAAAUACAAUUCAAAUCAGCAUGACAAAUAACACUGUUGGCACUUAUACAUAAUGUGAUUGAUUCGGUAACUAGAUCUUACAGUUUGUGUUAAAACUGAAGGGUUUUUUAUUUUGUUUGCUUUUUUAAGUGCAACUUUUUUCUGUAUACUGUAAAAGUUAUAAUAACUGAACUGUUUGGUCAAGUCUAUUGUGUGUUAUAUUUCAAGAAAAUUGGAAGUACUCAGAAAUUAAAAUAUUAUUUGAUAUCUGAAAAAAAAAAUUUUUUGGCUGUGACAAGUGUCUUUCCAAACAAGAACUAUCCACAUCACAUGUUUCUAAUAGAGACCAUAACUUAUUGAGCCCCAGACCUUUGAAGACGAUGUUGCGGGACUGCGGGUCUGCAGAAGGGGUUAAUUUGCCUUUCCUGUCUACUUGCCCCCGUUAUGUUUGUCCAAACGUGUAACAGUGUAUUUGCAUGUCUAAUUCGGCAGGAAACGCUUAAACCAGUGGUUUAUCUAUGGUUUAAGGGGAACUGUACAUUAUUGCAACCCAUUCUUAGUAACCUAAUCCCCUAUUUAAUUAAAAAUGGAUUUCCAAGAAAAGGCCCGUACUUUUAAGUGCCUACAGAGCUAUUUUAGCGAAGUAUAUUGUUAAACUUAUCCAAACAAAAAAAAAAAUCUACAUCUAUUUUAUGAACAUAAAAAAGUACUAUUUUGUAAAUAUCUGGUAUACACGCACAUGAUAUCUGAGGCAAACCAGUGACAGAUUUGUAUAUACAGGUCAGUUGCUUUUCAUUGAAUUUUCUGGUUUAUUUUUUUUAUUUUUAUUUUUUAUUUUUUUUGUGGUUUGAUAAGCUAUUGUGAUGGCCAUUCUCUAUUGUUGUUGAGAGGUUCAUAAUUUGGGUGACUUAGUUAAGAGGACUCAAGGUCUGUUAUUACGUUCAGACUAAAUUACAUUUUCAAAUUGAUUAUUAAAAUAAAACCUUUUCUGGUCUGCUAGUAUGUAGUAAAGACAUGGAGCCUUUUUCUACUGAGGGGACCUUAUAAAAUACAAACUAACAGCAGCUGUUGGAAUGGGCUACAUAGAAAUGUAGGCGUCUCUGUAAGCAAAAAUAAGAUGCCUACUGUACGAGAGCUUAAAUUAGAGUGUAAUUAAUUCUUCUCAGUCACAGAUUUCUGUGGGGUAAGAUUUUGUACCAAAACUUGCCAUGUUUUAAUCAUUCAUAUUCAAUGGUAAACUUAAUUUAUUGUAAAUGUACUUCUGGACCAUGAUAUGCAGUUUGACUGGGAAUUACUAUAACAUGUAAUAUGCAGACACACACACACACACACACACACACACACACACACACACACACACUAUACAGGAUAUAUGUAUACAUUAUACACGUAAUACGGAGACGGCUCUGAGCACUGGUACAUUUGCAGAGUAUUGCUGACCUCUACGUUUAGGUUUCUCUAUUGCAAGUCAUUUGUGAGUGUAUGAAGUUUUUGUAUUAAAAGAUAAAAAAAAAACAAUUCA
This is a messenger RNA of Pseudophryne corroboree (corroboree frog), 4483 nucleotides long. RefSeq names its product nuclear receptor subfamily 2 group F member 2 (gene NR2F2). Bases 700 to 1947 code for a protein of 415 amino acids. Gene Ontology annotation, molecular function: zinc ion binding; nuclear receptor activity; retinoic acid binding. The transcript is spliced from 3 exons. Gene Ontology annotation, biological process: negative regulation of transcription by RNA polymerase II; cell differentiation; anatomical structure development. The record is from RefSeq and is a predicted model, not a curated record. Lineage: Eukaryota; Metazoa; Chordata; Amphibia; Anura; Myobatrachidae.